UCCAGUAUAUGGGUCUGUGAGUGUGCGCGCAGAAGGAUCUCUGCACUGCAGCCUCCUCCUCCUCCUCUCUCGCACACACAUACACACGGAGCGCCGCUGCAGCAUUAGGCAUCAGUCCCUGGGAAGGAGAGAAAAGGAAGCCGAGUGGUGGAGAGAGGGAGCAACAUAGGAGAGAGGAUGCUGAAUAACCUGACAGAGUGUGAGGAGGGAGAGGGGGGAACCAGCCAAGGAGAUGGAAAUCCCAAGGAAAGUUCCCCAUUUAUUAACAGCUCAGAAGUUGAUACAGGGAAGAACAUGGCAUUGUUUGAGGAGGAAAUGGACACCAGUCCAAUGGUAUCUUCGCUCCUCAGUGGAUUGGCCAAUUACACAAACCUGACACAGGGAGUGAAGGAGCAUGAGGAGGCUGAGAACAAUGAAGGGGCCAAAAAGAAACCAGUACAGGCUCCAAGGAUGGGAACCUUUAUGGGUGUUUACCUCCCUUGUCUACAAAACAUCUUUGGAGUGAUCCUCUUCCUUCGUCUCACUUGGGUGGUGGGAGUCGGUGGUAUUAUGGAGUCAUUCCUUAUGGUCUUGCUAUGCUGCUCAUGUACCAUGCUGACUGCUAUCUCAAUGAGCGCCAUCGCUACCAAUGGAGUUGUGCCAGCUGGUGGUUCGUAUUACAUGAUCUCUCGCUCUCUUGGCCCGGAGUUUGGAGGAGCUGUUGGUCUCUGCUUUUACCUGGGAACCACAUUUGCGGGAGCCAUGUAUAUCCUGGGGACCAUUGAGAUUCUGCUGACCUAUCUCUUCCCUGGCAUGGCUAUUUUUAAGGCGCAAGAAGCUAGCGAGGAGCCUGCAGCACUACUUAAUAACAUGCGUGUAUACGGCACCUGUGUACUUACCUUGAUGGCCGUUGUGGUUUUUGUGGGUGUGAAGUACGUCAAUAAAUUUGCUCUGGUUUUCCUUGGCUGUGUGAUCCUGUCCAUCUUCUCAAUCUAUGCCGGGGUCAUCAAGUCAGCCUUUGACCCUCCAGACUUUCCCGUUUGCAUCCUUGGGAACCGUACUCUGUCUCAGAAAGGUUUUGAUAUCUGUGCUAAAUUUAUUGACAAUGGCAAUGAGACAGUUACAACGAAACUGUGGGCUCUCUUUUGUUCCUCACCAUUUUUAAAUGCCACGUGUGACGCAUACUUCUCACUGAACAAUGUGACUGAGAUUCAGGGCAUCCCUGGAGCUGCAAGUGGACUAAUUCAAGAUAAUCUUUGGUCCACUUACUUGCCAAAGGGAGUGAUAGUGGAAAAGGAAGGGUUACAUUCAGUAGCCUCUGGCGAUGCUAUUAACCUUGACCAGCCAUAUGUCUUCAGCGACAUGACCACAUACUUUACCCUUCUGGUGGGGAUUUAUUUCCCAUCUGUCACAGGAAUCAUGGCUGGUUCUAACCGGUCUGGAGAUCUCAGAGAUGCUCAGAAGUCCAUCCCUAUUGGCACUAUAAUGGCCAUUGCCACCACAUCCUUUGUGUAUAUUACUUCUGUUAUUCUUUUUGGCGCUUGCAUUGAGGGUGUGGUCUUACGUGACAAGUUUGGCGAGGCUGUAAAUGGAAAUCUUGUGGUAGGCACCCUUGCAUGGCCAUCUCCCUGGGUCAUCGUGAUUGGUUCUUUUUUCUCCACCUGUGGUGCCGGGUUGCAGAGCUUAACAGGAGCUCCGCGACUACUGCAAGCAAUAUCACGUGAUGGAAUUGUGCCUUUUCUUAGAGUAUUUGGUCAUGGAAAAGCAAAUGGUGAGCCAACUUGGGCUUUGCUGCUAACAGCCUGCAUCUGUGAGAUUGGUAUCCUCAUUGCAUCGCUGGAUGAAGUGGCCCCAAUUCUUUCCAUGUUUUUUUUGAUGUGUUACCUGUUUGUUAACUUGGCGUGUGCAGUGCAAACUUUGCUUAGGACUCCCAAUUGGAGGCCUCGCUUCAAAUAUUACCACUGGGCACUUUCAUUCCUUGGCAUGAGUCUCUGCCUGUCACUCAUGUUUAUCUGUUCCUGGUACUAUGCGCUUGUAGCCAUGCUAGUAGCUUGCCUUAUCUACAAAUACAUUGAAUACAGAGGGGCAGAGAAAGAGUGGGGUGAUGGAAUCCGGGGUCUAUCUCUCAGCGCUGCCCGAUAUGCACUACUACGGUUGGAAGAGGGACCCCCACAUACCAAAAACUGGAGGCCCCAGUUGCUCGUUCUGGUCAGAGUGGAUCAAGAUCAAAAUGUUGUUCAUCCGCAGUUACUCUCCCUGACUUCUCAAUUAAAGGCAGGGAAAGGUUUAACAAUUGCGGGUUCAGUACUGGAAGGGACCUACCUGGAUAAUCAUCCCCAGUCCCAGCGUGCAGAAGAGUCACUCCGUCGAAUCAUGGAAGCAGAGAAAGUAAAAGGCUUCUGCCAGGUGGUCAUCUCUUCCAAUAUCAGGGAUGGGAUUUCCCAUUUAAUUCAGUCUAGUGGACUCGGAGGUCUGCAACAUAACACGGUUCUAGUUGGCUGGCCAAGGAAUUGGAGACAGAAGGAAGAUCACCAAACCUGGAGAAACUUCAUUGAACUGGUACGGGAGACAACUGCUGCUCACCUGGCUCUUAUUGUUGCCAAGAAUGUUGCAAUGUUCCCUGCAAACCAAGAGAGGUUUUCUGAAGGCAACAUUGAUGUUUGGUGGGUGGUACAUGAUGGAGGCAUGCUGAUGCUUUUGCCAUUCCUCUUGCGUCAUCACAAGGUCUGGAAAAGAUGCACAAUGAGGAUUUUUACAGUAGCUCAAAUGGAUGACAACAGUAUCCAGAUGAAGAAAGAUCUGACCACGUUCCUGUAUCAUUUAAGAAUUACUGCUGAAAUAGAAGUGGUGGAAAUGCAUGACAGUGAUAUCUCAGCUUACACCUAUGAGAAGACUCUGGUCAUGGAACAGAGAUCCCAAAUCCUGAAGCAGAUGCACCUUACUAAAACUGAACGCGAGAGGGAGAUACAAAGCAUCACAGAUGAGUCCCGUGGAUCAAUCAGACGUAAGAACCCAUCUAAUUCUCGGCUGCACCUGAGCGUGCCAGAGGAGCAGGUAGGAGAAUGUGAAGAAAAGGCAGAAGAAGAGGUACAGCUAAUACAUGAUAAAAAUGCAACAGAGUUUUCAGUUAGGGAGUCUCUUGGAGACUCUCCAGCAGAGGAGCCAGAGACGACUCAAGAAAAAGUACACCUAACCUGGACAAAGGACAAAUUUACAGCCGACAAAAACAAAAGCAAAAGUCCCAGUACUCCAGAAGCGAUAAAAGAUUUCUUCAAUAUGAAACCUGAGUGGGAGAACUUAAACCAGUCAAACGUUCGUAGGAUGCACACAGCUGUGAAACUGAAUGAGGUCAUCGUCAAAAAGUCUCGUGAUGCAAAAUUGGUUCUUCUAAAUAUGCCUGGACCACCUCGAAAUCGGAAGGGUGAUGAGAAUUAUAUGGAAUUUUUAGAAGUACUCACAGAGCACUUGGAUCGGGUCAUGUUAGUUCGUGGUGGAGGGCGUGAGGUUAUCACCAUCUACUCCUGAAGAGCAAAAACUGGAUGAAGUUUUUGUUGCACUCAGCAGGAGCCUUCAACCUCUCUCCUCACAUCCUACAGGCAUCCAGGAAAUUUUUCAGAGAGAGUUGGGAGGCAUGUGAUUAGUGCUCAUAAACUUCACUUGCUUCCACCAUUUCCCUUACAAUGCCCUUACAUGUGAACUGCAGCACCAGAUCUUCCAUUCCAGCACAAGUGCAACUGUUCCUCAUGUCUUCAUCAGAGAGAUGCUGAUGAAGUUUACAUACAUAAAGUCUACAUACGUUUCUUAAACUGAGCCGCACUGCUUAAGAUGCUACCAAUACUGGCCCCUUUGUGCAUCCUGUGAUCCACUGUUACACCAAUCUCUCCCUGACACAGACUUGGAGAAUACUUAGGUUGUACUGGCAGAAAUCAGGGUAAUGGUUUGGGUUUUUUCUUUACAUCCUUACCCAUUGAUGAGAAAGACCAGCUUCAUCAUUUCAGGCACUGGUAUGACAAGUUAAGGGAGAGAGGGGUGUAUUCACCAGCAUGCUUAUCGUUAAAAUUGUUCCUCUCUCUAUGCUCUUUUCUUGAGUGCCACAAUCUUCUCCUCGGCUUCAGUAUGUUUCUCCUGACAGUACUUGUGGAAACAGCUAAGUGAGCAUAAAUGUUUACUCUAUCCGGACUGCAUAUAAAAUAAUGGAAGAACAAAAGCUAGAAGAUGCUGAAAAGCGCUUUGG
Spea bombifrons (plains spadefoot toad) is the source of this 4213-nucleotide messenger RNA. RefSeq names its product solute carrier family 12 member 5 (gene SLC12A5). Lineage: Eukaryota; Metazoa; Chordata; Amphibia; Anura; Pelobatidae. The transcript is spliced from 26 exons. Gene Ontology annotation, molecular function: potassium:chloride symporter activity. Gene Ontology annotation, biological process: potassium ion import across plasma membrane; potassium ion homeostasis; chloride ion homeostasis. The record is from RefSeq and is a predicted model, not a curated record. Bases 178 to 3504 code for a protein of 1108 amino acids. Gene Ontology annotation, cellular component: membrane.